Perognathus longimembris pacificus (Pacific pocket mouse) is the source of this 6166-nucleotide messenger RNA. It is a transcript of the gene Gria4, whose product is annotated as glutamate ionotropic receptor AMPA type subunit 4. Gene Ontology annotation, cellular component: plasma membrane; postsynaptic membrane; dendritic spine. The record is from RefSeq and is a predicted model, not a curated record. Gene Ontology annotation, molecular function: transmitter-gated monoatomic ion channel activity involved in regulation of postsynaptic membrane potential; AMPA glutamate receptor activity. The transcript is spliced from 17 exons. NCBI's taxonomy places the organism in Eukaryota, Metazoa, Chordata, Mammalia, Rodentia, Heteromyidae. The coding region runs from base 458 to 3166 and encodes 902 amino acids. Gene Ontology annotation, biological process: synaptic transmission, glutamatergic; modulation of chemical synaptic transmission; monoatomic ion transport.
CAGACGAGGGCCGGGCUGCGAGCGCAGGCGAGGACGGCCGGUCCUCCCCGGAGCCUGCAGCAUGCGGCAGGGGAGCGGGGGCUCGGGGAGGCGCUAACCCCCCAGCCCCGCAGCCGGGCUGCACACCUGGCCCCGCGGGUCGAUUCCCUGCCAAGUGCAGCCAGACUCCUGGAAAGCGAAGAGAGGGGCCCUCGGGGGGCGCCCAUCCCCAGAGCCCCGUCCCUCUGCGAACCCCGGAAGAGGCGAGAGGGGAGGGGGGGGGAAGCCCAGGGAGUGGUGAGGGGCCGGAAAACCCCGUCCCCAGACUGGAUCGGGGAGCGUCCGGGAGUCUGGGGCGCUCUGCGCCAUCGUCUUCAAUGCCUGUCUGAACAACCUUUAGGAAGAGUGUGAGAGAAAGAGAGAAAGAGAGAGAGAGAGAGAGGAGAGAGAGCGCGCGCCAGGGAGAGGAGACAAGAAGAUGAGGAUUAUUUGCAGACAAAUUGUCUUGUUAUUUUCUGGAUUUUGGGGACUCGUCAUGGGAGCCUUUCCAAGCAGCGUACAAAUAGGUGGUCUCUUCAUCCGAAACACAGAUCAGGAAUACACGGCUUUUCGAUUAGCAAUUUUUCUUCAUAACACCAGCCCCAAUGCAUCGGAAGCUCCUUUUAAUUUGGUUCCUCACGUGGACAACAUUGAGACAGCCAACAGUUUUGCUGUGACAAAUGCCUUUUGUUCCCAGUAUUCCAGAGGAGUCUUUGCUAUUUUUGGACUCUAUGAUAAGAGGUCAGUGCAUACCCUGACCUCGUUCUGCAGCGCCUUACACAUCUCGCUCAUCACCCCGAGUUUUCCCACGGAGGGGGAGAGCCAGUUUGUGCUGCAGCUGAGGCCUUCGUUGCGAGGGGCCCUCCUGAGUCUGCUGGACCAUUAUGAAUGGAACUGUUUCGUCUUCCUGUACGACACAGACAGAGGGUACUCCAUACUUCAAGCUAUUAUGGAAAAGGCAGGACAAAAUGGUUGGCACGUCAGCGCUAUAUGUGUGGAAAAUUUUAAUGAUGUCAGCUACCGACAGCUUCUAGAAGAACUUGACAGAAGACAAGAGAAGAAAUUUGUGAUAGACUGUGAGAUAGAAAGGCUUCAAAACAUAUUAGAACAGAUAGUGAGUGUUGGAAAGCAUGUUAAAGGCUACCAUUAUAUCAUUGCAAAUUUGGGAUUCAAGGACAUUUCUCUGGAGAGGUUCAUCCAUGGUGGAGCUAAUGUUACAGGAUUCCAGUUGGUAGAUUUUAAUACACCUAUGGUAACCAAGUUGAUGGAUCGCUGGAAGAAACUAGAUCAGAGAGAGUAUCCAGGAUCUGAGACCCCACCAAAGUACACCUCUGCCCUGACCUAUGAUGGAGUCCUGGUAAUGGCUGAGACAUUCCGAAGCCUGAGAAGGCAGAAAAUCGAUAUUUCAAGGAGAGGAAAUGCUGGGGAUUGUCUGGCAAACCCUGCUGCUCCAUGGGGCCAAGGAAUUGACAUGGAGAGGACGCUCAAACAGGUGCGGAUUCAAGGGCUGACUGGCAAUGUCCAGUUUGACCACUACGGACGUAGAGUCAACUACACGAUGGAUGUAUUUGAGCUAAAGAGCACAGGACCACGGAAGGUGGGAUACUGGAAUGAUAUGGAUAAACUGGUCUUGAUUCAAGAUGUACCCACUAUUGGCAAUGACACAGCAGCGAUUGAGAACAGAACAGUGGUUGUAACCACAAUUAUGGAAUCCCCCUAUGUUAUGUACAAGAAAAAUCACGAAAUGUUUGAAGGAAAUGACAAGUAUGAAGGAUACUGUGUAGACUUGGCAUCUGAAAUUGCAAAACAUAUUGGUAUCAAGUAUAAAAUUGCCAUUGUCCCUGACGGAAAAUAUGGAGCAAGGGAUGCAGAUACCAAAAUCUGGAAUGGGAUGGUAGGAGAGCUUGUUUACGGGAAAGCAGAGAUUGCUAUUGCUCCUCUGACGAUCACUUUGGUGCGAGAGGAGGUCAUUGACUUCUCUAAGCCCUUCAUGAGUUUGGGCAUAUCUAUCAUGAUCAAAAAACCCCAGAAAUCUAAACCCGGAGUGUUUUCCUUCUUGGAUCCUUUGGCCUAUGAGAUCUGGAUGUGCAUAGUCUUUGCCUACAUUGGCGUCAGCGUGGUCUUGUUCCUAGUUAGUAGGUUUAGCCCGUAUGAGUGGCACACGGAAGAGCCGGAGGAUGGGAAGGAAGGACCCAGCGACCAGCCUCCCAAUGAGUUUGGCAUCUUCAACAGCCUGUGGUUUUCCCUGGGUGCUUUUAUGCAACAAGGAUGUGACAUUUCACCCAGAUCCCUUUCAGGUCGAAUUGUUGGUGGUGUGUGGUGGUUCUUUACUCUCAUCAUAAUAUCAUCAUAUACUGCUAACCUGGCUGCUUUCCUGACGGUUGAGCGAAUGGUCUCCCCCAUAGAAAGUGCAGAAGACUUGGCAAAACAAACAGAAAUUGCCUAUGGAACACUGGACUCAGGAUCAACAAAAGAGUUCUUCAGAAGAUCAAAAAUAGCAGUGUAUGAAAAGAUGUGGACCUACAUGCGAUCCGCAGAGCCGUCUGUGUUCACUAGGACUACAGCGGAGGGCGUGGCUCGCGUCCGCAAAUCCAAGGGCAAAUUUGCCUUUCUGCUGGAGUCCACUAUGAACGAAUACAUUGAGCAGCGAAAGCCAUGUGACACCAUGAAAGUGGGAGGAAAUCUGGAUUCUAAAGGCUAUGGAGUAGCAACGCCCAAGGGCUCCUCAUUAAGAAAUGCUGUUAACCUCGCAGUUUUAAAACUGAAUGAACAAGGCCUCUUGGACAAAUUGAAAAACAAAUGGUGGUACGACAAAGGAGAAUGUGGCAGCGGGGGAGGUGACUCCAAGGACAAGACGAGUGCCUUGAGCCUGAGCAACGUAGCAGGCGUCUUCUACAUUCUGGUUGGCGGCUUGGGCUUGGCUAUGCUGGUGGCUUUGAUAGAGUUCUGUUACAAGUCCAGGGCCGAAGCGAAGAGAAUGAAGCUGACCUUUUCUGAAGCCAUAAGAAACAAAGCCAGGUUAUCCAUCACUGGGAGCGUGGGAGAAAACGGCCGAGUCUUGACGCCCGACUGCCCAAAGGCCGUACACACUGGAACUGCAAUUAGACAGAGUUCAGGAUUGGCUGUCAUUGCAUCGGACCUACCAUAAAAACCAAAAACAUAAUUGAGUGCCUUAAUUAAACUGUGUGGAUGACUGAUGGAAACGCAGCCCCCCUCCCCCCCCACUCCCAACCGAGGGACGCGUGGCUGAACAUCUCGGGUGGUGUCUCAUCCUAGCGUGGCAGUGGAUGUCAGCAACAGCAAACCUGCGCAUGAGCUCAGCUCGGAAACCCAAACUCAAGAUUUUUAUAUCAGGAAAACUCACAGUGUAGGGAUUUUUGUUGUUGUUGCUUUGGUUUCUUGGAUUUUGUUUUGGGGAGUGGGUGGGAGGGAACUGGGAUGGGGUGUAUUAACAGCAACAAAAUUUCACUCCAGUGGACUUAAAACAAAAACAAACUAAUCAGACUUGCCAGUUAGUGCGUUCAACUGUGAAGUGCUUGCUCAGAAAGGCCUUCGUCUCACGGAAAGGGAGUGAUACAUGUCAAGGAACAUGCUAACCUGUGUGUGCAGAACUGCCCAUAGAGGCAAUGGACGCAUCUCCAGCUGAGAAAACAAAUCUCUAAACUGUGAUAAGAAAAUAAUCAACAAACAUGUAAAUCCUGUGAAAAAAAUUUAAAGGAAGUAUUUACACUUACUUUGGAACAACAACAACAAACAAAACAAAUACCUGAAACAUGCUUGCUUUUUAACUGACGUAAAUUCAAUAGAGGACAACACAAUUCUUUUUUCUAACCAUCUUAGGGAACAAUACAUUGCAAUAAUUGAUAUAAAUGCCAUCACUGUAAUAAACCUUAGAGACUUUUUUUUUAAAUAUAAAAGUUGUUGGUCAUCUUCUUGUUUGCUGUAAUUUUCACUGUGUCAACACAAGUCGGUUCACAGAUUGCAUUUGUCUCACUACCAGGAGCAAAAAGUGAAGAAAAUGUCAACAUUAAAUCAUCUGUCAAGGUAGAAUCAAAAGAGACUACGGGUCGCUCACGUUAUUGCUAUUAUUUAUAAUCUCGUUCUGUGUACAAAAUUGUGGUUUUUUUGUACCUACCAAAAAGAAUAAAACAACAGAUGUUCUUACGAUAUCUACAGAGCUUAAAAGCUUUUUUUCCUAUUAUUAAAAAAGUCAUUGGAGAAAUUAUGAUACAAGGGGUUGUAGGAGUCAAGUGGUGGGCCAUAUUGGAAAAUGUAGCUAGCCCUAUAAUUUUUGCAUAGUAAGCUGUCUGUCUUUUACAGAUCUUUGAUUGUUAGAAGAUUAAAUUGUCAAAGAAGGAGUCUUUGAGUCCGGGAAUUAAUCAUUGCUCUAACAGCAACAUCCCCCGUAAUUGUGUAUUGGAAUUUUUACUUGAUUGUAUUUUGCUGCAUAAAACUAUGUGUCUUUUGAACUUCUCAUUCCUAUUUUUUUCCAUUACAUCUUUUGAAGGCACUAAAGCUUGGGGUAGGCCACAAAUGAACAAAUCAGUCCUUAGUCUUUGUUUUCACCUGAAAAUUGUGAAGAAAACUGUACUCUUAUUUAUUUAUAGAAAAUACUUUGCUAUGUAUGGAUUAAAGUGACAUGGUACAAAAGAAGGUUUGGUUUAUUGAAAAUAAUAAGUACCAUAAUACAAAUUAAAAACUGCAUAGUGAGAGAUCUUGGCAGAAAGCACAAUUUAGGAUGACUCUGAAAGUCUAGCCUUGAAGGAUGAGUGGAGUUUUGAAAGGAGGAGAAGGUGAUAAGAGCUUGGUGGGUGAGCAGUGACCAAAGUCGUGUGUGUCAAUGGCUUCUUGGGGAUAUGCAUGCCAUGAGACCAGCUGAAGAGAGUCCUGGCUGUGGUAUAAUGGAAGCUCAGGUGGAUACGGUGAAGGAUUGAUUUUUCUUCCAUCAACUUGUAAGACCUCCACCACUCUUGUGAUUUCCAUGUAGCAGAAAGAGCAAUCUUAGAAAGUACCUAUCUGAGAAGGCCUAUAUGGACUGUCCUCUCAGAGAAACUUGUUAAAUUCCUAAGCAGAGAAAGGGAGUCCACCUUAUAAGCUGGCGCUUGGUUAUCUCUUCAAGGACUCCUCUUACUGCUCAUCAUCUUCCCCCUCCACUAAAUGAGCCUCCAAAGCAGCACACAGAAUAGUGCAGAUACUACUUGCUGUCUCUAACUUAACCCCAUCUCCUCCACCUAACUCACACUCAUCCUUCAGCACUCAAAUCAUAGUUUACUUGCCCUGGGAGGAUUUCCAUGAAUCUCUACCGUGCCCUGCCUGUGAAACGGAGUGAGGUGCCAUUCUUAAUGUGUCUUUCCAUUCGCAGCACUCACCAUACUGCAGUGUAAUUGCCUGUGUACUUGUCUGUAAAACUACUAGACUGUAAGCUCUUUGAGGGCAGGGACUGUGUCUAUCUUGUUCACAGUUGUAUCCCCAGCACCCAGCACAGUGCCUGGCAUAUUGUAGGUGCUUAAUAAAUAUUUGUUGAAUGAAAGAAUGAAUUGAACUGAAUUAAUUAAACAGAAGCAGGAACACACUUUUUUUUUCAUUAAUGGUACCUAAGCAAGUAUACUAAGCAUAUUGCGGAUGGAAAUGAAAGCCAAAGGUUGGCUGCUUCCAGGGUUUUUUUCUAGAAUGCCAGGGGGGAAAAAAAAAAGUGGUUCUAAAAAAAAAAACAAUAGCAAGAAAGAAAGCUUUAAUCAGUUUUUUGGUUGGAUGAGAAGGUUCUCUAGAAUGAUACCCAGCUGUGGCUUAGCCAGGGAAAGAUGUGAUCACAAGGGACUUGGAAUAAGGAUUUAGUUGGAUUUUUAUAUAGACUUCUAAAGGUAGCUUGCAGUAAAGUCUGAGUGUAUUUGUGUUUUGGUUACAGAGUUAUUAUUUUUGUAGAAUAAAAAUAUAUUUUUCCAAACAGAAAAGCUUAAAUUUGCUAUCAGUAUAAAGGGUUACUUUCUGGAUUCCUGUGAGAUGAAUAGCUAUAAAAGUUGGGCAUGUAUUUUUUUUUCUUCUUUUAUAUUUUGGCAGUACUAGGGCUUGAAUUUAGGGCUUUAUGCUUCCUUGGCUAGUGCUUUAGUACUUGAACUACACUUCCAGCGCAGCUUUUGGAUGCUUGUUC